Messenger RNA from Melampsora larici-populina 98AG31, 426 nucleotides. RefSeq lists its product as uncharacterized. The record is from RefSeq and is a predicted model, not a curated record. The transcript has 3 exons. Bases 1 to 426 code for a protein of 141 amino acids. NCBI's taxonomy places the organism in Eukaryota, Fungi, Basidiomycota, Pucciniomycetes, Pucciniales, Melampsoraceae.
AUGCGAAAAGCAACCGAGCACAUGCCACAAACUGGACUCACCGUGGGGGAACAUAUCCACUUCCCAACUAAAGCUCCCGUGUGUAAUGAACACGGCGCUCUACCAAAAAACCCUUUGCUCAACCUGACCUGGUUCUCCUUCACACAAAACGAUGACACCUCCCUCCUCCGGACGAGAAAGUCAAUCAUUGGAAAGGAUGGUCUACCAAGCAGCCCUAAGCCUAAGCCGAAACCUCUGUGCGCAGGGGAAGGGCGCGGACAGUACGGCACCCCAAAUGGCUGGGAAGAGGAAUUUUUGCUUUCAGGGAGAUUGCGUAGCCCCGAAGAAUAUCCGCAGCCAAUCAAUCGGACAGCUCUGUAUCUAAUUGCACAAUUACUCAGGGAGGAAGCCUUUGCAUUAACGAUCAUGGAAGUGCUUGUCGGGUAG